Messenger RNA from Vitis riparia (riverbank grape), 4751 nucleotides. RefSeq names its product DNA-directed RNA polymerase III subunit RPC8-like. Gene Ontology annotation, cellular component: RNA polymerase III complex. Bases 3943 to 4536 code for a protein of 197 amino acids. The record is from RefSeq and is a predicted model, not a curated record. Lineage: Eukaryota; Viridiplantae; Streptophyta; Magnoliopsida; Vitales; Vitaceae. Gene Ontology annotation, biological process: transcription initiation at RNA polymerase III promoter; DNA-templated transcription. The transcript has 14 exons.
GAAUGUUGAUCAGUUUUUUUUUUUUUUUUUCACUUUUCAAAUGAUUAUGAUCUUUGUUCCUCUUCAGAUCUUGAUUGUUGUUGUUUUUUUGUUUUUUUGUUUUGAACUUUUCCGCACUACCUUUCAACGGUCACUAAUGCUCAGUUUAUAUAUUCACCGUCCACUGGCCUUUAUGUAUCGCUAUCAUUUAGUUUGAGAGGCUUCAGAGGAAACUCUACUUCAGAAGCUCUACAUUUUCGGAUUGGGAAUCCAUUUUCUCAGUGUCUACAUAUGGUAGAAUCGGAUCGAUUCAGUUAACCAGAGCGUUGGUGUUGAACGAAGGAUCAGUUUGAAAGGCUUCAGAGGAAACUCUCCUUCAGAAGCUCUACUUUUUCGGAAUUGGGAAUCCAUUGAGAUCGACUCACUUAGUUGCGUUGACGUUGAACGAGAUUAAUGUAUCUAGGUCUUCAAAUGGAUGCAAUGCUAAAGUUGAACUUCAAUAUAAGAACUGUUCAAGAAAAUGGAUUCUUCCCUGGGGUUGCACUUACCAUGGAAAUUGGUAAUGUGAGAAUGGAGAACCUCAUCAUAAUCUAAUUUUCUUUUUAUACAGUUGGUUUGUAUGUAAUAAGCAAUUUUGAAUUUUUGUAUCCAUACAGGAGCUGGGUCAUUCCUUCUGAUUAUCCUCUAGAGAUGAAACCUUAUCAGCAAAACUGCUUUGCAGAUACCAUCUGUGAAGACCUAUCUUUCUUUCUCUACCUCUUCUCUAUAUUUUUUAUUUGCACUGAAUUGACUAGCACAAAUUAAGAGUUUAAGGGGUUAUACAUAAGUUCUUGUCAUUGUUUCCUAGGUUGAAAGUAAAUCAUGGGAAUUUCCAAAUUGAGAUACCUGAGAGUGUGAUCCACAUACCUCUCAUCUACCUAUACCAAAAGAUCUGAUAAAGUGAAAAACAUAUUUACUGUGGGAAAGCAAGGGCAAGCCAAUGAGCUCACUGCAACAACAAAUGUGGUUCUGCCUUUUGCAAUUGACAAUAUCUCAAUCUAUCAAAGACUUCUACAAAGAAUUAAAUAACUAUUUCAUACUUGCAUGUUACUUAGCACUCCCUUCUAUGGCCAUUUAUUUGACAGUUUUGUUUCUUAAUUUAGAUGCCCUUCUAUGGCCAUUUAUUUGACAGUUUUGUUUCUUAAUUUAGAUGUGACUUUUCAAGAGAGCGUAUUCUACACUUAUUUUUGCUCUCACCUAAUUAAGAAAACCAGGGUUUUUUUGGUCUUUCUCUCCUUGUUAAAAUGAAUAACAUGUGUACAUAGAUGGUCAUGGUUCUCAAUGAAAAGUGAUUGAGAGUUGCAAAGGACAAUGUAUGUUUGUGUAGUCUGUCUUUUCUUUUAAGUUUUAAGAAGGAAUAUCCUGCACACUUGUUUAGGAGAAAUUGAGCAAUGUAUCUACUGAUUAUUUAAUGCAACAUGUAGAGCAUUCAUCUAUCUACCUAGGGGUUUAGCCCUGUAUACAUUUAAAACAGUUCAUUUAUUAUCUCAUCUUCCUUUUACUAUGGCACUAGUUAUAUUAAUGGGCUUGUGCCCAAACUCAAGUUGUUCUGCCAAGGGUGCCUAUGCAUGUGCUAGACAGCCUAUACCAUAUAACAACCCAACUUUAGUUGUCCUCUCAAUUCAACUGAUGUUGAAUUAUUGAACUUUCACAAAUAAACUCACUAGAGUUUUCAUAAUUUCUUUGGAAGUGUCACCAUAGUUUGGUGUUGGUUUUUUAUAUCUCUAAUGCAGCAAGACUAUGAAGAUGGUUUGAGGGAGCUUCAGAGUCAGUUGUCAAAGUGAAUUUCCUUACAUGAAUUGCAAAGUAAUAUUCUUAAUGUAGGUGCUAAAGCUAUGGCUGGUAAUAAUGCACAACCUAGCUGCCAAACACCUUUGACCAUAGGAAGCAUUAUGUCAGGAAGUGGUUAUAAAGACAUUCCUAGGGACGCACCAAAAUGGCUGGUUUUCCUUUGAUGAAUGAGAAGUGUAUUAGAGGAGAUAACGUGAUCCUGCAGCAAAGUUAUUGUGUUGACAACUACAACAUGGUGGUUAGUUUUCUUUUGAUGAAAUUGUGGUUAUGCUAAAGAGAGUGAACAAUGUGCUUGGAAACUCUUUGGACCUUGAUUUUUAGCUAACACUGGGUCACUUCUCUGUAUAAGUUGGCUUGUCAAAUUGCAUCAUGAUCAAAUCCUAUUUCAUGGUGAAGCUUGUGGGGAAUCUUAUCUGACAAUUUGUUAGUGUUCCUAAACUCUGGAUUAAAUGAUUAAUGGCAUUCUUCUUACUGGAAAUUUUUCUGCAUGUACAUAUGUAUUUUGAUAUCUAACUAUAAUAUAAAAGGAAGAGCGAUUCCAACUAUAACAUUUUGUGCUUCUAAGAAUCAUUUUCUUUUUCUCUAUUCUAGACUGAUUGUAGAAGCACAUUGGAAGUUGGUUGCCAAACUUACACAAAAUUUUAAGCAUUUAUGCACCCCUGUAGUGUGGCACCACUUUAAUAUCUGUGUUUUUAACUUGACCAAGUAAAACUAGAUCUUGCUGACAAACAAUAAAUGGAUUUAAUUUAGACUCCCCGCCGCUAAAAUAUGGAUGAGAUUCAGGUAUUACUUUAAUGGAUUUGAAUUCUAUGGACUUUGAUGAAUUCAAGUAUUUUUUGAAUCUUUUGAUUUUAUUUCCUAUUUUAGUUCAUUUUUGAAAAUGGUCGGGGCUGAUUAUGGCAUAGUGGUUGCUACAAACAUGAAAGGUGUUACAGUGCUUCACUGAGGUGAAUCAAAGUUGUCCCCUGGGGAAUGGUUGUUGGGCUUUAUCACUGGUUGUCAGGCCCCUCCACCAGAGAUCUUGCAUGGAAAAUCAAAGCUGCUUGAUGGAGCAUGUCAGACCUAUUUUACUGACAUGUUGAUUGGAAAUGGAUUCUUCGAGGUUAACAUAAGCAAAGCAUUUGUUUUUAUCAUACACACACACACACUUUAUCCUGACUGCACUUGUUAUAGUUUGUCGAUAUUAAUUUGCAUCAAAGGUAGUUUCUGGGCCCACCAUUUGUCAUAUGGUCAGGUGGUCAUGGAUAAAAGUAAUGGAUCAAAUUUCUCAACAGGCCUAUAAGCUAUGAAUCCACAUGGAAAGAAUUCCAAUUCCAUGGCAUUCAGAAAUGUUGCUUUAUAUGUGGAAUUGUUUUGGUGGACUUGAAGCAUUGGAAUAUCGAAAUACAAGGGUGCAAACAUAGUUUUAAAAAGCUCAGGGCACACCAAGGUGCAAGGUCCUCCAAGAGCCUAAGGCGCAAGAUGCACAUAAGGUAAGGGCUUUAGUGAAGUGAGCCACGACCUAUUUUACAUAUAUAAUAUUGAUUUGCAAUGAACAUAAUAGAAAUCAAUAUUUGUAGAAGGAAUAGAUCUGUCACUAAAAACAUAAGAGUUUAUUCAGUUUUCAGCAAACUUCUUGGGUUAGACCCCACUCAGAGAGGUUAACUGAAAAUUUUAAUAAAUUAAUGAACAUGAAUAAACCACUAGCUAUUGGGAGAUGAAUGCAAUAUUCAAUCUUAAGCAUUUAUGUAUUACUACAGCAUUUGGCAAUGUAAUCAGAAUGAACAGUCAAAUGAGUAUCAACAAGGGCUGUGUAGCUCAAGCAGGUUGCUUUCAGCGGAGAAAAAAAUCAAAAUUCUAAGAGAAGCACUUUCUAAGAGGGGUUGUUUGUCCUUGACAAGUUUUGCAGUAUUAGUGAAGACGUGAUAUGGAGAAACAAUAUGAAGACAAUUUCUUGAAGAGGAACCCAGUCAUGGAAAUGUUAAUAGAAGCGACCUACUGGAAGGUGGUCUUGUGUGGAGCAGGUGAAAUUGGUCGUAUUGAGGAGUAAUUAUAACGUGCAGGGCUGUACAAGAGAAUGGAGUCAUUAAAGCGAACGUGAAGCCCCCAUGUUAGUCAAAACGCGUGGGACCUCUUUGUCGCGCGUGUUGCGUAAUGCAUGGAAUGUCAUACUGGGUUCACAUGUUCUUCCUUAGCUUAAUUGAGCACACACUGCGUUUGCCUCCUCAUCUUCUGGAUCUUUCUCUCGAUAAAACCAUACAAGGAGAGCUUGAGAAUCAAUUCUUAGAUAAGGUUAUUGCGGAUUUGGGGCUGUGUAUCUCUGUUUAUGAUAUCAGAUCUAUUGACGGUGACUUUGUCUUUCCUGCGGAUGGUGCUUCAACCUAUACGUAUCUCUUGGAUUCUUUGAAGACGUCUACAGACUGGUCCAUCUUAUGCCAAAUCCAUCCCACUUGUUCUACUUUUUUCCUUUUAUGGAAUUCCAGGAGUCAAGUCAUAUGGAUACGGGAUAAUCAAGAACAAAAAUUUCCUAUAGAUGGGAUAGACAAGAUAAGGUUCCAAGUUCAGAGUGUAAGUUAUUCUCCAGUUCCAGUUGAGCAACCAAAAGAGUCAAAGCCAUUUGCCCCUAUGGUGAUUUUAGUAUAUAUAGAUGUGCCCCACUGGAAGAUGAUGCCAGCUUCAGAUUAUUAUGGCUUGUUUUCUUCUUCCAGUCCAAUUUCAAUGCUGGAUCACUUGAUUAUGAUGGUUUAACUCCUGUUUCAUGGUGUUGAUCUGUUAAAAGAAAAGGGAAAAGCAGCAGGAACAGUGAAGGAAAUCAUACCCCUACCUUGAUUUAAAUUUUCUUAUCAUAGGAGAUAAAUAUUAAAUUUUAGAAACAGUUUCUCAUUUUGAUUGGAAGGGGAAACUGCUAUUAACGUAGCUCCGGCUUUGAUCAAAAAGAAAUAUCUUCUGAUAACGUAUUUAAA